AUGAAUACCAAUUUUUUAACUAUUAAUUAUAAAGAACGAUAAAAAAAUAUAUCAUCUUCCACUUAAAUAAUAUAAAGUAAUUCAAAUUUUUGUGAUAACUUAUAAGAUUUUGCUAAUUAUUAAAAUUCAAUUUCAAACAAUUUAAAAACUUUAUUGUAAACAGAUAUAUUUUCAAUAUAAGAAUAACAAGAGUAAAGAUAAUCAAUCCCUUUUAAAUUUGGUGAUGUAAUAUCUUUAAGCCCUGAUGAUUAACAUUUUAAAUUUAUAAUGAGUGAUGGCUUUGUUUAAACUAAAAUUUAGGUAAAAAAUUUAGAAUAUGAUGGUAACGGAUAACUAUUUGAUAGAUGUUUAUUUAGAAUUUAUCCAAAAUUUAGCUUUAAUUUUUAAGAUAUUAUUUUAGCAAAUAAUUAAUAAAAAUAAUAUUAAAAUUAGGAAUCUAAAAAAUAAGGAAAACUUUUGAAAAAAGUUGUUAAUUAAUAAGAUUUAUAAAAUAAUAUUAUUUAGGAAUAUAAAAAUAAUAUUGAUUUAUUCUAAAAAAUUAAAGGUUAAGAAAUAACUUUUAAUUAGGAUAUUUAACUAUUUCAUUUAGCUUCCAAUAAAUUUUUAGUAUGUAAUUACUCAGAAUCAGUUAUUGAAAAAGAAAACUUUAAGUUAGAAUUAUAACAGUUUUCGUCAUAAAAUACAAUUUUCAGAUUUAUAAACUCUUAUUCAUAUUAAAUUAGAAGUAAUGGGGUAGUAAAUAUUAAUGAUUUAGUUUAUAUUAGUUGUUAAAAUUCUUAUCUUGGUAGAAUACCUUAUAUUCGUUGUUCAGAAAUAAAAAAAUUACAACUAAUAAAUCAGAUUUUUUCAAACUAACAAAAACAAUAUUUAAAUAUACCUUCAAGUAAUUUAAAUUAAAACUAAAUUGUAUAAACUACCGAUAUUCUAACCAAUUCAACUUAAUCAAUAACAAAUUAAAUGAGACAAACUUAAACUCAAAAAAGAAGAUUUUCUAGUAAUAAUUUAAAUUAUUUAGAAUCUAAUAAGUAUAAUUAAGAAGCUAAUGUAUCAUUAGAUUAGAAAUCUAAAUGGAGAAUUUUAAAAUAUAAUAAUUACGAAGAUGACUAAAAUUUAUUAAUGUAUGGCGAUAUUAUUUGGUUACAUCAUAUUGAAUAAGCUAAUACUUUAAUUUUGAAAAAAAUAGAAUAAUAAUUAAAUGUUACUAUUGAAAGCGCUACUUAAAGAGAAGUUUUUUAAAAAUAUGAAGGUAAUACUAAUGGAAUGUGGGUCAUUGAAAAUCUUAAUUUUUAAAAAGGUGGAAAAGUUAAUUGGGAUGAUAUUUUUUUGUUAAGGUUUAUAUUUUAAAAUAAAAAAUUAUUUAUAUCAUAUAACUUAGAAACUUUAUUACUGGAUAAUAUCUAAAUAUUAUAAUUCAAUCUUUUAUUUAAAAUCUAUUUUACAUAAAGUAAUUUUUUGUAAAAUAUCAAAAAUUAUAUAAACAAACAUAAAUAUGUAAAUAAAAAGGGAUGGAUUCACAUAAAAGAAAAAUAAUAUUAUGAAAAUUAAUCUUUAUAGCAUAUAAAAGAUGAAUAGCUUUUUAAUAUGAUAGGGAAACUAAUAAUAUAAAUAAGAAUAAAUUAACCAUUAGAUGAAGAUGCCUUUAAGCUUUACAAAGCAACAAUUGCAGAAAUAUAAGAAGCUAAUUUUUUAGUAAGUUGCUUUCCAAUUCUUAAAGCUUCGAUAUAAUGGUUAAAAUAAUUGUAAAAUAUUGAAGAUCGUAAUAUGUUAAUAAAAGAAUUAAUAAAAUAAGACUUUGAGGAAAGAUUUAAAACUUUAAAUCAAUGUUUGAAUGAUGUAAACGAUUUCUGUUAAAAUAAAAUAAUAAAUAUAUCAAUAGAAGAGUAAACUUUGAACUUUGGGAAAUUAAAUUAUUAAAGAUAAAAAUUAUUAACAUAAUUAUAUUACAUUGAUUUGAUAACUGAAUUAUUAUAAAAUUUAUUAAAAGAAAAGGAAUUAGUUGAAAUAAUGAAUAUUUUUUAGGAAGAAAGGAAAUAAAAAUUUGCUCUAAAAAUAAAGUCUUGUUUAAAAAAAUAAAAAGUAGUCAAAAUAAACAUAAGAAAACUAGAAAUGUAACUAAUGAAUAAGUCCAAAUAUUAUAUUGAAGAAUCUGAAAAUAUUAUUUAAGAAAAAGCAAAUAUUUUUAGAUUAAUCUAACAUUAAAAAAAUAAAACAAUGAAAAAAUAUGUAUUUUAUUUAAAAUAGAAAUAUUCUUUAGCAUAAAAUGCUUAUAAACUAAUGAUCUAAAUAUGCAAAAAUAACAAUGAAAAUGGAAAAUAUGUAUAUAGUUAAAAAAUAGGACUAAUAAAAUUUCAAUCAAAAUAUAUAAAAGAAGCUAUAGAUUUUAUUAUUUCUAUAGUAGGUAAAAAUGAAUUUAUAUUAAAUAAUUUAACAGAUGAUAUAUAUUUAGCUGAAAGAAAAAAACGAAAUUUAAUAUCCUUGUAAUCAUUAACAAUAAGUAAAUAAAAUGCACUUAAUUAAAUAUCAGUAAUAUAAUAAGAAUUAGAUUUUAAUUAACUAAAUAAUAAUAUUUUAUUGUAUUUUAUUAACUCUGUUUUAUAAUUAGGAAGUUAAAAUAGGAACCCAAAUUUCUUGUAUUUUUUUCGAUCUAUAUGCAAAUUUAAGGGUAAAGGCAUUUCUGUUAAUUAGGAAAUUAUUUAUAAAUUUCUCUAAUAAAAAUAAACUUUAGAAAAAUGUCUUUUCAUUCCUAUUUCUAUUAAUCCUAAUAAUCAUAAUUAAAUGUUUGUUUUUUUUAAAGAUAACUAAAAAACACUUUUAGACGAAAAAAUACUAGGGAAAGACGUUUCUAUUUAUUAAAAUUAACAACUUUUAUAUUUUGUCGAAUAAAUAAAACUUCUUUCUGAUCUUUCUCUUUCUAGAAAUUACUUAUGGAAUGAUAGACUUGAAAAAAUGUUCCCUUUAGAAUAUUUAAUCAACUAAGUAUUUAACGAAAAGCUUCAUGAUGAAAUCAGAAGUGCUUUUUGCCAAUUAGUAUCAACUGUAUAUGUAGAUCACGAGCCUUUAAAUUUACUUAUACUACCGAAAAUGUGUAGAAUAUAUAAAUCAAAAUAUUAAAAAUAUAACUCUAAGAAAUAAAAACAUAUAGAAGAAGUUGAAGAUAAUGAUAUUCUUAAAUAAUUCAAUUUAAAAACUGUGUAGAAAAACAAGACUAUUUUUUAACAAAGAUAAAAACAUUUUGAAAAGCUUGUUUUCGAUUGCAUAUCAUUCAUUAAUUAAAAUAUUAAUAUUAUAAAAUCCUUUAAUAAAUCCUAAGAUUCUAAAAAUAAAAAAAAACUUUUUUUUAAAAUUCGCAUUUUAAUAUAGUUAAUGAAUAGAACACAAAAAUUUUAUAAAAUAUUUUAACUUUUAAUAUUAUAAAAUUAUUUAUAAAUUUAAUCAGAUGUAAUAUUUUAGAAAUUAUUAAUUAAAAAUAAUUAUAUCCUGAAAUUUUAAGAUGUUUAGUUUAACUUUUUGAAUAUGAUUAAGAUAAUUUAGUCCUAACUUUAAAUUUAUCAAAAAAAAGAUAAGAAAAAAUAGAAACCUUUCAAACUGUUCAUAAUUAAAGUUAUUUUUCUGCCGGCCUUAGUGGCUUUAAAAUUGUUGCAAACAAAAUUAUGGAUGUUACCUAAAAUUUAACUAUUGGAACUAUUAAAAUGGUAGAAUGUUUCAUUGGAAUGGGUAAUUAAAAAAAAAAGAAGUCAUCGAAUAAUUAUCUGA
Molecule: messenger RNA, 3753 nt
Organism: Ichthyophthirius multifiliis
Lineage: Eukaryota; Ciliophora; Oligohymenophorea; Hymenostomatida
Product: MIR domain protein
Exons: 5
Biological process (GO): calcium ion transport
Source: RefSeq, a predicted model, not a curated record